This is a messenger RNA of Mercenaria mercenaria, 1370 nucleotides long. RefSeq lists its product as uncharacterized. The transcript is spliced from 3 exons. Lineage: Eukaryota; Metazoa; Mollusca; Bivalvia; Venerida; Veneridae. The record is from RefSeq and is a predicted model, not a curated record. Bases 157 to 1332 code for a protein of 391 amino acids.
CUGUAACAAUUGCAUUUAAUAACAAUUUCUGAAUCAAAAUAAUUGUGUACCUGUAUACCAAACAGUAUAUCAAAGAAUGUUCAGUGUUACAUAUAAAACAAAUGAGGAAAUAGUUUAAGAAGAGGGAAUUAAUCUGAACAUGGUUGUUCUGGAAGGAUGGCAACACUGACAUUUACCAAGACGGAACAAACAAAUAGUGAUUCAAGCUCCAUCGCAACAAAGUCUAACACAUCCGAAAGUAACACUCCCAAACAAAACACAAGAAUAAAAAACAAAAAUGCUGUCCUGAGAAAGUCAAAAUCAGCACAAAAUGGAGAAAAUUCAAACAAUCAGACAAAAUCUCAAUUGAAAGAAGAACCGCACGAGAUCAAAUCACAACUAUCUAGACCUGAACUUGAUGGAGGAGACGCUGAUAGUGCAAUAGGUUCUGAAGUAAACAGUGUAAUCGGUAUACCAUUUGAAGACGAGCAAUUACUGAAUGAGAAUGACAAAUUGCUAGAUGAUUUAGAUAAUCUCAUAUUACAACCAGCCUGUGCAACAUUAAUACAAUCUAGAAUUCAGAAAAAUUCCAACCUUCCUAGUCCUUCAUCAAGAAUCUUCUCCGGGCAACCAGCUUUUGUUGUCCCGAAGUUACCUAUAGCACCAACCCGAGCAGUGCACACAGCACACAGCACACUUCAGAAGCGGAAAAUUCAACAUAACAGGAUACAACCUGUUGAUAAAGUUCCAGAGAGUAAUGCCUUCCAAACAAAGUGCCUUGCUGUCAGUAACAACCUAGAAACAUCAGACGUACGAAUUGAUGGAGAACAAUCUUUAAGUACCAAGUUGCCAUUCAGUUAUGGUACAGCAGCAUCAUCUCUACCUCCUUGUUCUAGAGAGGAUAUGUCAGACUUCGUCAUUCUCCAUACAGAUGCAGACAUGGAAGAGGCCUGUGCCUUCAUGACCCAUUUAGUAAAUGACACUGGCAUUGAGAAUCUUACUGUAGAUAUGUUCAGUAACAUCGACGCCGGAAAACCUGGAAUGCAAAGUCUGGGUAAAUUACAUGAGAAGUAUCGAUACAUUCUGACUUACGUCACUGAUAAUCUAGCGAGUGACAAGUACUGCAGAUUCCUGCAAGAAAUCUUACUGACAUUUGGUUUGCAGGAAGCAAACGGUAAGGAGGAUCGUGUUGUGCCUGUAUUUACAAAGAAUGAACGAUGCAAAAUCCUAGAAAUAAGUGUAAUACGUGGACUACAAUAUUUCAAAUUUCAUUCACUUAACAGAUUCAUCAGUGACUUGUACCUGAAAAGUGUCAGAAAUCUUGUACAAGAUGGAAGAGCAAAGUUUCCAUAGAAUAUAUUUGUUGAUUUUUCUAAUAAAUUUCUUGUUUA